Messenger RNA from Euleptes europaea (tarantolino), 495 nucleotides. It is a transcript of the gene ZNHIT1, whose product is annotated as zinc finger HIT-type containing 1. NCBI's taxonomy places the organism in Eukaryota, Metazoa, Chordata, Lepidosauria, Squamata, Sphaerodactylidae. The transcript has 5 exons. The coding region runs from base 1 to 465 and encodes 154 amino acids. The record is from RefSeq and is a predicted model, not a curated record. Gene Ontology annotation, biological process: chromatin remodeling. Gene Ontology annotation, cellular component: Swr1 complex. Gene Ontology annotation, molecular function: nucleosome binding.
AUGGUGGAAAAGAAAGUAUCAGCGCGAUCCCAGGAUCCCGGCCAGCGGCGCAUCUUGGAUCGGGCCACCCGGCAGCGGCGUCUGAACCGCCAGCUCGAGGCCUUGGAGAAUGACAACUUCCAGGACGACCCCCAUGCCAACAUGCCCCAGCUUGUGAAGCGGCUACCGCAGUUUGAUGAUGACGCCGAAACGGGGAAGAAAAAGAAGAAAACCCGCGGGGAUCAUUUCAAGUUGCGUUUCCGCAAGAACUUCCAGGCUUUGCUGGAGGAGCAGAACCUCAACACGAGCGAAGGGCCCAACUAUCUCACAGCCUGCGCUCCUCCCUCUAACUUGCCCCAGCGUCACUUCUGCACUGUCUGCGGUUUCCCCUCAAACUACACUUGCGUGUCCUGUGGCGCCCGCUACUGCUGUGUGAAGUGUUUGGGAACGCAUCAAGAGACUAGGUGUCUGAAGUGGACGGUUUGAUGUACGUCCUGAGGAACGUUGCUGGCUUGU